AGACAUCGCAGAGCCGGAGAGUAGCCCGGGCUGCGAGCAUCUCCUCCGCCGGUGCAGUGUAGUGUGGCUCGCGCCUGUAUACGAGGGAGCGAAGGUUUCGCUGCUCGUACAUUUUUUUUUUUUUUUUGCUCUCGCAGGAGCUUUGAAUUUCGCGCGCCGAAGCCGAGGGGAUCAUUAAAUAUACGCGUUCGGGUGCAGCAUAUUCAGUGCGGUGUAUUCAGUGAGAAAAUUAACCGAGUGCGAGACUCUUGCGCGCUCGCGACGCGUUUGACAAAAAUAAUCUCGCUCGGUGUCCCUCCCUCUCUCUCUCUCUCUCUCUCGUCUGCGCGGCGGCGGCGGCGGCGCCCUCGGACAGCAAUUUAUACGCUCGCGAGAAAGAGCAGUUUCCUCGAGGCAGUGCAGCGACGCGCAGAACAAGACGAUGUGACGCGCGAGAUCGGUAUCGUUAUGAUCCAUAGUGCGUCGCGAGUGUGUGUGUGAGAGAGAGAGAGAGAGAGUGCGACGAUGCUACUGCGAUCGGGAAGAUCGCCCCCUCGGAGCAGCAGCAGCAGCAGCGAUGCAGAUCGGUCCGAUUAUGGAAGCGGUUGUCCGCGACUCGGCGCGAUAAUGCUGACGUAAUAUUACCUCUUUCUCCUCGCUGCAUCUCUGAUCGAAUGCGCCAUAGCUAAAGCUUGAGCCAUGACGUUGGAGCCGGUGUUCAACUGGACGACGUCCGAGGACAACAACAGCAACGGCAGCUCGGUCGGUAACCUGAGCAUCGUCGCGACGAGCUUGGGACCGCCGAAGGAGUGCGACCUGCCGGUGAACGACGGCUUCCUCGAGUUCUUCGUCUACGGGAUCCUGCUGAACGUGGUGAGCUUCCUCGGGAUCCUCGGCAACGCCAUCUCGAUCAUAGUCCUGUCGCGGCCGCAGAUGAAGUCCUCCAUCAACUACCUGCUCAUCGGCCUCGCGACCUGCGACACUAUUCUCAUUCUCUUAUCCGUGCUGGUGUACGGAAUGCCGGGAAUCUACGCCUACACGGGCUACCUAUUCCACUACAAGUUCUUCGUCUACCCGAAGAUCGUGAGGUACCUGUACCCGCUCUCGACGACGGCGCAGAUGGCCACGGUCUACCUCACCCUCACCGUCACCAUGGAGAGAUACGUCGCGGUUUGCCAUCCGCUCAAGGCCAGGUCGCUAUGUACCUACGGAAGAGCCAGGACGGCUCUGCUCCUCAUCGCCCUCAUUUCCAUAUUCUACAAUUUGCCCAAGUUGUGGGAGGUGCAGCUGAGCGAGGAGAUUCACUGGAGGUACAACAUCACGGUCUACUGCAUCGGUGCGACGCAGCUGCGCGAGAACCCCCUCUACAAGACCAUCUACGUGCACUGGCUCUACUUUUUCGUCUACUACGCAUUCCCCUUUGUGGCCCUCGUUAUUUUUAACGUAGCCAUCUACAAGAGGGUAAGGAAAGCAAACCGAGAUCUGCGACGACUGUCGCGUCACCAGCGCCGGGAGAUCGGCCUCGCGACGAUGCUCCUCUGCGUGGUGAUAGUCUUCCUGGUCUGCAACGUCCUGCCCCUCGUGAGCAACGUCUACGAGAACAUGUACGUCAAUCCGCCGGGUUGGAUGAUCCAGAUGGGCAACCUCUUGGUCACCUUCAACAGCGGCGUCAACUUCGUCAUCUACGUGAUCUUCGGUCGCAAGUUCAAGCGCAUCUUCCUGAAGAUCUUCUGCCGAGUCUCGGGCGAAACGGGCCUCGACUGCAUGGGUCGUCCGAGUCGAGCCGACAGCCCGGACUUCCAGACGAACGAGGACUCGAUCGCCACGAAUCUCAGCAACGUCGAGCUUCGCAACUCCAUUCGCAGGUUUCACGGCAGUCAUCACCAUCAUCAUCACGGCAGUCAUCACGGCAGUCAUCACGGUAGCAACUCCCUCAGGCCCGGAGGAGGCAGUACCCACAGCGGUGCUAGCAACGGCUUCUCCCGAUCCUCGGUCUACUAUCCCACCUCGCCCAAACCCGGAUUUCACAACAACGGCUCGAACCACUCGCAGCACAACAAUCACCAGCAUCACCACAGGGACAGAAGCACGAACCUCGAGGACACGACUUUCUGCUGACGCGCUGGCUUAUAUCGCGUGCUUGCGUUUUACGAUAUGCCUGCCCGCUACUGUGUAGCGCCUCAUUGCUCUUCAGCUCUCUUGACUUCUCAUGCAGGCGCGCGCGUGCCAUACCUAUUACCUACCCCCUUCUUUUUUAUCGACGCGACUGCUCUCUGCGACGUGCUCGGGAUCCGCUAUGUGGAUUGCGCUACGAUGACCGUGUGCCUGCGGCUGCUGGGAAACUGUAUUGAAAUUCGUUUAUUUAUUAUUUGUCUGCUUGGUUCUGCGUAGACGAGAUUUACGGAGUGUUCUGUUGCUAGGCUGGCAAUCUGAGGAUUAUUUUGUCACGAAAUCAAUUUUAUUGCUAGUUAUUUUAGUUAUGUAUACCUAUAUUUCAUCGUUGAAUUUCGUUAUUAAUCGCUUACGCGAGAAUAAUGUACAAAGUAUACUUCACUUGAGCGAUUUCGUAAUUGUAUUUUUUCAAGGGUGAAUUUUGUGAAAAGAAGAAAUAUCUAUUUUUUUUAAAAGGUUACCGCGUGUACGUUUUAUUUUCCGAUUUUCAUUUCGAUAAUCACACUGGUACCUCAUAGUCUUGGUCGAUGAAGUACCUUGAAAAAGGUCGAUUAGGACCGUAUAAAUUUGCGUGAAUGUAUAAUACGAUCUUGUUAUAUAUGUAAUUAAUUACAAAUUAUAGUGCUUUGUUGAUUUUAUCAUAAAUUAGCUUUAGUUAGAUCGAAUAUAGCUUUAUCAAUUUUGUAAAAAGAAAAAUGUUCUAGUUUUAUUAAUAUUAAUAAUUGCAAAGCUGUUACGUUUCAGUAUUAUUCAUAAGGAGAACGGUAAACACCACAGCUGACCAAAGUAUAAAAAACGAACUCGUGAGUAUACUAGCAUGUAACGUGUCGCAAACAGUUACUAUUAUAUCUAAUAUAGAUCUUAAAUUUAUUCGAGACUCGAAUGAAAAAAUAAUUUUUCGAUUCGAGCAUUCGUUUCUCAGUGUGGUCGAGCAUAUGUAUAUGUGCAAAUACUUUACAAAAUCUCAUUAACUGCCUACAACGUUUCCGUUUCUCGCCACUUAUAAUAUACUAGAUACAAUUUUGCUUUAUCUUCGAAAGUGUAGAAAUGAUUUGAAUUACAUCAUAUAAAUAAAUAUUUCAGUUUUGAUAAACGGCGCAUAAAUAACGUUGUACGAUUUCUUUGAAUAAAUUGAUAAUUGAUGUAUACGUGGAAAACAGAACUUGUCUACUUAGAGAAAGUUUCCCGAUAUUAAUGUGAAUGAAUCUAUUUCGUUUAUCGACGAAAAAUCAAAAACUUGCCUAACAACUCGCGUAUAAAUAAUCAAGUAUGAUUAGAUCAACACUACUUAACAUGCAUGUCAUUUUCAUCGUCUUGAGUACCUGUCACUCACAACUCUACGCCUGCAUUAUAGGGCAGUAUGAGCGUAAAUAUACAUUUAUCACGUCAAAGAUUCACGUAGUAUAUACAUAUAGUCAAUGGUUUAUCCGCAUUUAGCCAAGAGUUUUUUUGAAGAAAAUAACUGUAUCAUUGACCUUGCCAGAACUUCACUGUGAAUCGAUAAAAUACACUACUGCACUGGGAAAAAACUAUUGAAAAAAGUGAUACAAUUUCUAUUACUCCUUAUUUUUUUACGCAAAUAUGAAAGUUCAACAAAUUUUUAAGAUAGAGAAAUUUCACGAUAACGUUGGAUUUUGUAAAUAUUCAUUUAUUUGUAUAAGAAAUAUUUAUUGUUGAUUUAUUUUAUCUAUAAGCAUUAUUAUAAUAUAUUUAUAAAGAUUUUACACCAAACAAAAAUGAGUUGGAAUUUUAUCUUAAAAUAUGAAGUAAUAUUCAAGGCUAAUCAUUGCGAUUAUUUCAAAGGAAUCGAAACGAGAAAAGUGCCUUAGAUUGGCCAACAAUUUUAAAUACAAUUAGUUACGUGUGUGUAAAGUCUAUACUAUAUCUCCUACAAACUCGUAAAUUUUGUGAAAACUGCUAAGAUCACCAUUACUGAUUCGAACUGUUAUAUCUUGAAAUAUUUGAAGAAGCUUUGAAGCGAAAGACAUUAUACGCGCGAAUAUCUAUAUAACUGCAUGCUGAUGAUGGUCAUAGAUCUUAAUAAGUAUAUAAACUUUGAAUAAACUCGUAUUUGAAUUGGUGCGUAUCUGUAUAAACUAGGCGUUCCAUCUUUGUACAUACAAUUUUCACCACAUUGCACUUUUGUAAAUUAUUCCUAAAGCAUCUAAAUAUUAUGAAUCUGUGAAACUUUUUACAAAACUAUAUUUAUAUCAAAGCGCCAUUAAAUUUGAAUUACAAAUCACAAAACCAAUAAUUAUGAAAUAGAAUAUUUUAAUAAAUCAUUUUUCUUUAGGCGCUUAUUAAGUUUUAAUAACGAUUCAUUAAAUACACACAAUGUGGGUGAUGAUAAUACUAAUCACGAAUGUUCCAGGAUGUUACGGCACAAAGGAAAGGCUCAUGCGGAUGUGUUACAAACGAUAUUAGUUGAUUUGUAAAUUUUAUCGUUGCCAGUCGAUUAAAUAAUUUAUAAUGUAUGUACUACUACUUGUAUAUAUAUAUAUGUAAUUAAGAUUACAAUCACUAGAUUGGUAAAUAUUUUAACAGUUUUAAAGAAGUUUCAAUUUUUAUGAAAAAAUUAAUUUAUAACAAACUGUAAAUCAGCAUUAUUUGAAUUGCAAAGGUACGAUUUAAUGGUCAACUAAAAAAUAUUAUGUGCGGUUUUGCAAUGUAAAAAAGAGCUGUAAUUGCCAAGACUGUUAUGUACAUGUAGCAUAUUCAACGUGCUUCCUUUUAAAUUUGUCCAUCUUUGAUAAUUAAUGAAAUAACAUCCUGUACUUUAACACUUGAUAAAAGUCAAAGAGCUAUAUAGUUUAUAAGAAAUUAAAAAACGAGUAUAUGUGUAA
Molecule: messenger RNA, 4994 nt
Organism: Nasonia vitripennis (jewel wasp)
Lineage: Eukaryota; Metazoa; Arthropoda; Insecta; Hymenoptera; Pteromalidae
Gene: FMRFaR
Product: FMRFamide receptor
Exons: 5
Coding region: 679-2097 (472 amino acids)
Biological process (GO): G protein-coupled receptor signaling pathway
Cellular component (GO): membrane
Molecular function (GO): G protein-coupled receptor activity
Source: RefSeq, a predicted model, not a curated record